Acomys russatus (golden spiny mouse) is the source of this 2953-nucleotide messenger RNA. It is a transcript of the gene Colgalt1, whose product is annotated as collagen beta(1-O)galactosyltransferase 1. The record is from RefSeq and is a predicted model, not a curated record. The coding region runs from base 1 to 1854 and encodes 617 amino acids. Gene Ontology annotation, molecular function: procollagen galactosyltransferase activity. The transcript has 12 exons. NCBI's taxonomy places the organism in Eukaryota, Metazoa, Chordata, Mammalia, Rodentia, Muridae.
AUGGCGGCGUGGGCCGGCGCGGCGCGCGGGCUGCCGUGGCUUCUCCUGCUGCUGCAGCUGCCGCCGCUGGGCGGCCCGCGCGGCGCGGACGGCUACUUCCCGGAGGAGCGCUGGAGCCCCGAGUCCCCGCUGCAGGCGCCGCGCGUGCUCAUCGCGCUGCUGGCGCGGAACGCGGCGCCCGCGCUGCCAGCCACACUGGGCGCCCUGGAGCGGCUGCGCCACCCGCGGGAGCGCACGGCGCUGUGGGUGGCCACGGAUCACAACACUGACAACACUUCAGCCAUACUUCGAGAGUGGCUGGUGGCCGUGAAAGGUUUCUAUCACUCCGUGGAGUGGCGACCCGCAGAGGAUCCCAGCUCCUACCCAGAUGAAGAGGGCCCCAAACACUGGUCUGACUCCCGCUACGAGCACGUCAUGAAGUUGCGCCAAGCAGCCCUGAAGUCGGCUCGGGACAUGUGGGCUGACUACAUCCUGUUCGUGGACAGCGACAACCUGAUCACCAACCCCGACACCCUGAGCCUGCUCAUUGCUGAGAACAAGACGGUGGUGGCGCCGAUGCUAGACUCCCGCGCAGCUUACUCCAACUUUUGGUGUGGGAUGACCACCCAGGGCUACUACAAGCGCACCCCUGCCUACAUCCCCAUCCGAAAACGCGACCGGCGGGGCUGCUUUGCGGUUCCCAUGGUGCAUUCCACCUUCCUCAUCGACCUGCGGAAGGCCGCGUCCAGGAACCUGGCCUUCUACCCGCCGCACCCCGACUACACCUGGUCUUUUGACGACAUCAUCGUUUUCGCUUUCUCCUGCAAGCAGGCAGAGGUGCAGAUGUUCGUGUGCAAUAAGGAGGUGUAUGGCUUCCUGCCCGUGCCGCUGCGUGCACACAGCAGCCUGCAGGACGAGGCGGAGAGCUUUAUGCACGUGCAGUUGGAGGUCAUGGUGAAGCAUCCGCCAGUGCAGCUGUCACGAUUCAUCUCAGCACCCAGCAAGACUGCAGACAAGAUGGGCUUUGACGAGGUCUUCAUGAUCAACCUGAAGCGGAGGCUGGACCGGCGAGAACGCAUGCUGCGCGCGCUGCAGGAGCAGGAGAUCGCCUGCCGGCUGGUGGAGGCUGUGGAUGGCAAAGCCAUGAACACCAGCCAGGUGGAGGCCUUGGGCAUCCAGAUGCUGCCUGGCUACCGGGACCCCUACCAUGGGCGACCCCUCACCAAGGGAGAGCUGGGCUGCUUUCUCAGCCACUAUAAUAUCUGGAAGGAGGUGGUGGACCGGGGACUACAGAAAUCACUCGUGUUUGAGGAUGAUCUGCGUUUCGAGAUCUUCUUCAAGAGACGUUUGAUGAACCUCAUGCGGGAUGUGGAGAAUGAGGGGCUGGACUGGGACCUCAUCUAUGUGGGCCGGAAGCGCAUGCAGGUAGAGCACCCCGAAAAGGCUGUACCCCGAGUGAGGAACUUGGUGGAGGCUGAUUACUCCUACUGGACGCUAGCCUAUGUGAUCUCCCUGCAAGGCGCUCGCAAGUUGCUUAGUGCCAAGCCGUUGGCCAAAAUGCUACCUGUCGAUGAGUUCCUGCCUGUCAUGUUCGACAAACACCCAGUGUCAGAAUACAAGAGUCACUUCUCUCCCCGCAACCUCCGUGCCUUCUCCGUAGAGCCUCUCCUUAUCUACCCGACACACUACACAGGGGACGAUGGCUAUGUGAGUGACACAGAGACCUCUGUCGUGUGGAAUAACGAGCAGGUUAAGACUGACUGGGACCGAGCCAAGUCCCAGAAGAUGCGGGAGCAGCAGGCACUGAGCCGCGAGGCCAAGAACUCCGAUGUGCUCCAGUCCCCUCUGGACAGUGCUGCCCGUGAUGAGCUCUGAGGCAGCUGGCAAAAAGUCAAAAGCCACUGCCAGGGGGUCUGAACUUCAUGUGCUUGCCUAGGACUAUAGGGUCACCUAGGUAGACCUCGGAGGGCUCUACAAGCAGGUGGUUUCCGUGUUUUCUUGUUCAGCAGCCACUUGCAUAGAGGCGGCAUUUAUGGAGUGCUUACUGUAUGCCAGGAACAGGGCUGGGCACCGGGAGAUAGCCAGGAACAAGUCCAGUCUGUGGUUUGAAGGGAGAUUUCUUGUUACAGCAAUGAAAGAAGCCUAAUGACUUCCCCUUAUCAAUGACUGAUUUGAUCAUCAGGUGUUUAUUGAUUAGGGAUACAUGCUCAUUUUUAAAUCCAUUUGAGUCUUUAUUGAGUGCAUACUGUAUGUUGGGCACCAUUAUUAGCUCUGGGAAUAGUGAAAUAAGAAAAAAUUCACCAUGCCAAGCACCUGCUAUGUCCCAGGUCUUGGGAAACACUGACGACUUGAGUGCCUACUUUAUGUCAUUCGCUAGGUGCUGGGGGUAGCAGUCCCAAUGAUGCUCAUCCCUUUAGUGCACACAGUGUGCUCACAGUGGAAUCAGCAUUAUGCACCCUCUCUGCCUCGUGCUGAGUAGAGGGACAGAGAACAAAACUGGUUUCUUCAUGUGACGAGCAUUUAUUGAGCACCUGUAGUGUGUCAGACCUCAAGGACUCCCAGUUGGGUCUGUGAAAGGACAGCAUCCACUCUGUCCAGAAGAGAGGCUUGCUGUCCGUCCAUGUGGUCAACUGCUGGGUUUCAGGGUACUCAUGGCCUUACAAGCCCCCCUGGAGGGGGUGCAAAUGGGACCUGGGGCUCUCUUGCCUACCCCUGGCUUCCACAGCUUCUCCCUGCCCCUAUCCCAGGGGUCCCCUGCUUGCUCAUGUGUUCGGGGCCUUCGGUGGGGCCCAGCUGUGUUGGGCUGCUCCUCUUGGCCUGAGCAGUGUUUGCCAGCAGGGCCAGGAGGUCGCCACACCUUGAAAACCAAAUUGAAUGUCGACUGGCCAGCAGGUGCCACCUCCUGGGGGAUGACUGCUUGCCCGCUCAGGUCUUGGAAACUUGCUCACGUUUGUAUUAAAUACUCCUGGUUGGU